Messenger RNA from Cryptomeria japonica (Japanese cedar), 1234 nucleotides. RefSeq names its product E3 ubiquitin-protein ligase AIP2. The transcript is spliced from 5 exons. The coding region runs from base 72 to 1055 and encodes 327 amino acids. Gene Ontology annotation, cellular component: cytoplasm. The record is from RefSeq and is a predicted model, not a curated record. Gene Ontology annotation, biological process: protein ubiquitination. Gene Ontology annotation, molecular function: ubiquitin protein ligase activity. Lineage: Eukaryota; Viridiplantae; Streptophyta; Pinopsida; Cupressales; Cupressaceae.
UUGCAAGAAAGCUCCUAUUUAUUUCGCAAGUUCGAUAGGGAAUUUACGACCAAGGUUCCAAUCGCGGCAAGAUGGAGGCAGAAAAAAUAUUGAAGCAAAAUGUAGAGGAUAUACAGAAACAGCUGGGGAAAAAGCAAACGUUCGAAUCAGGAGCAGCAGCGCUGGCAUUGAUGUUGCGCAACCACUAUGCCACUGCAUCUCCACCCCUGCAGCACACGAUGUAUACUGCAGUUUGCAGGGUGGCGACACUUCUGCAGACAAGAUAUGUUGCUCCUGGCUUUUGGAUUACUGGAAUGAAGGUCUUUGAAGAAGCUGAUAAGUUGGUUAGUAAACCUGCUGAAAAGGAUCACAUCAAGACAUGUAUUAGUAGGGCAAAGGAACAUUUGCAGCAGACUGAUUACACAGAAGAGGCCUCAGCAUAUCCACCACAGAAUGCAGAUUCAAGAUUCCUUUUUGAGGGGCAGUUGACUGUUGGGACAGAGCCGCCACCACCUAGAUGGCUUGCUGCUCAAAAUUUUUUAACAGCUUUUGCCAUGGGAAAUCAAGCAAGUAGUACAACAGUUGGGUCAUCUGAAGCAAGCACCCAAGAUGUCAAUGCACCUGAGAGCAUUGAAGAGGAUUUAAUUCGAAACAUUUUUGAGCAAGCGGCAAACAUUGAAAAUGAUCUGGAAAGCGCCAUUGAAGCUGCUUUACAGGAUGUUGGCCAUGGACCUCAGCGAGUACCUCCAGCAUCAAAGGAAGUGGUUGCAAAAUUGCCAAUCAUAGAUGUUACGGAGGAGGUUUUGGUAAAAUUAGGGAAAGACACAGAAUGUGCAGUGUGUCGAGAGCACUUAAUCAAUGGUGACAAGAUGCAAGAGCUGCCUUGCAAGCACUUGUUUCACCCUGAUUGCCUCAAGCCAUGGCUGGAUGAGCAUAAUUCAUGUCCCAUAUGUAGGCAUGAACUGCAGACCGACGACCACGAGUAUGAAUCAAGAAAAGAACGCGAAAAGGAGGCUGAGGAAGAAAGGAAGGGUGCUGCAAAUGCUAUUCGUGGAGGAGAAUAUAUGUAUGUCUGAGGGGAAUGACAAUGUAAAUUACGAAGUUAGUAUGCUUGUAUACUCAAUUUUUUAAAUAAUCACCUCUUCUUAUUGAAGACAGGAAGGGACAGUUCAUGUCGAAAAUAUAUGUGCAUGACACGUGUACUGUUACUGAACAAAAUGUUCUUAAGAUUAAUUGAAAUACAAUUUCUUUAAAA